AUGGGCACAAAACUUCCUUCCGGUCAAUUGGACAGGUCAAUGUGUCCUGCCAUCUUAUUUCCAGAUCUAGAUAUCAUUCUAGGCAGCGAGCCCCUCCCCGUUCCUGCCUUUGAAUACGUGGGAGGCCGUCCCAAAAGAGCCGUCCAAAUGAUUCCCUUAAUGAUAACACUCGGUUACUGGCCUUUUUCAGCCUCUGAUUUGUAUAAUUGGAAGACUCAUAACCCCUCUUUUUCUCAGGAUCCUCAGGCUCUAACUGCUUUAAUAGAGUCUAUUCUCCUCACCCACCAUCCCACCUGGGAGGAUUGUCAGCAACUCCUCCAGGCCCUUCUAACCACAGAAGAAAGACAGCGAGUCAUCCUGGAGGCCCAGAAAAAUGUCCCCGGGCAGGAUGGGAGACCCGCUCUGCUCCCAAAUGAAAUAGAUGCAGGUUUUCCUCUGACCAGACCCAACUGGGACCCUGAAACCGUGGCCGGUAGGGAGCGUCUCCAUCUUUAUCGCCAGACUCUGUUAGCGGGUCUUAAAGGGGCCAGAAGGUGCCCAACCAAUUUGGCAAAGGUAUGUGCUAUAACCCAAGGAGAAAAUAAAACCCCUGCAGGGUUUCUAGAAUGCCUGACAGAGGGAUAUCGGAUGUACACCCCUUUUGAUCCCACAGCCCAGGAGCGUCAGGCAGAUCUUAUUAUGGCCUUUAUAGGACAAUCAGCUCCUGAUAUCCAUGGUAAGCUCCAACGGCUGGAGGGCCUUCAGGGGUACUCUUUACAGGAUUUAGUAAGGAAAGCUGAGAAAAUCUACAAUGAGCGAGAGACCUCAGAGGAAAGAGAGGACAGAAUUAGAAAAGAACAGGAAGCCAGAAAAGAUAAGAGAGAGAAAAAGAGAAACAAAGAGUUGAGUCAAAUUUUGGCCACAGUAGUUACCUUCAUGGUAGACACAGGAGCUCAACGCUCAGUUUUGACAACAACCAAGGGACCCAUGAGUUCCAAAACAGCCUGGGUCCAAGGGGCUACUGGAGGAAAGACAUAUAGGUGGACCACAGAAAGAAAAGUGGACCUCAGUACAGGACAGGUCUCCCACUCGUUUUUACUGGUCCCAGACUGUCCAUAUCCCCUUCUUGGGAGAGAUUUACUCUCUAAGCUGGGAGACCACAUCCAUUUCACUAGAAAGGGAGCUACUGUAAAAGGAAAAGAUGGAGCUCCACUACAGGUAUUAACCUUGCGGCUGGAAGAACAUCGGUUAUAUGAGGGACCGAUAGCAGGAACUCCUGGUAUAUCUGAUUGGCUAAGUAAAAUCCCCUCGGCAUGGGCCAAGACAGGAGGCCCAGGACUAGCACACAAUCAGCCUCCAAUAGUGGUUACACUAAAACCAUCCGCAACUCCGGUUUCAAUCAAACAAUACCCUAUGAGCAAAGAGGCCCGAGAGAGAAUCAGGCCCCACAUUCAAAUACUUUUGCAAAUGGGCAUACUUCACCCUUGCCAAUCCCCUUGGAACACCCUGCUGCUCCCCGUGAAAAAGUCAGGGAUGGAUGAUUAUUGACCAGUUCAAGACUUAGUCAAUCAGAGGAUAGAAGAUAUCCAUCCCACCAUUCCUAAUCCCUAUAAUCUCCUGUGUUCUUUACCUCCUAGUCACAGGUGGUAUACUGUACUUGACCUGAAGGAUGCAUUCUUCUCCCUAAGGCUGAGCCCGGUUAGCUUUGCUUUUGAAUGGAAGGACCCUGAAGCUGGAAUAUCGGGACAACUAACCUGGACGCGACUUCCCCAAGGAUUCAAGAACUCCCCUACUCUCUUUGAUGAAGCUCUACAUCGUGACCUGGCUGACUUCCGGGUAAGAAACCCACAGAUUAUGCUCCUCCAGUAUGUAGAUGACCUCCUCUUAGUGGCCGAGAUGGAAGCUGACUGUUUACAAUGUACAGAGGCUCUCCUAUUGAGACUGGGGGAACUUGGAUACCGAGCCUCGGCAAAGAAAGCCCAGAUCUGCCUACAGCAGGUAAACUAUUUGGGCUACCGGCUGGAGGGAGGGCAACGAUGGCUAACGGAAAGUAGAAAGCAGGUGGUAGCCUCUAUUCCCCCACCAACGUAGGCCAGAGGACUCAGAGAAUUUUUGGGAAGUGCAGGAUUCUGUAGACUAUAGAUACCGGGCUUCACCGAGAUAGUGGCUUCUCUAUACCCUUUAACAAAGAAUGGGACCCCUUUUGCCUGGACAGAACACCAGAGAGCUUUUGACAAAAUAAAAAGAGUGCUGCUGACGGCUCCAGCGUUAGGAUUGCCAGAUCUGACAAAACCUUUCAUCCUAUAUGUAGAUGAAAAUAAUGGUAUGGCAAAAGGAGUUCUUACUCAGACUUUGGGACCCUGGAAAAGGCCAGUGGCUUAUCUCUCAAAGAGACUGGACAAUGUGGCCGCUGGCUGGGCCCCAUGUUUGAGAAUCAUGGCGGCAAUACCAUCCCUGGUAAAAGACUCAGACAAACUUACUAUGGGUCAGCCCCUGACUGUUAUAACACCACAUGCGGUGGAGUCUAUCAUUAGACAGCCACCUGACAGAUGGUUGUCAAAUGCCAGAGUGACCCAUUACCAGGAACUAUUAUUAAAUCCAGAAAAGAUCAAGUUUGGUAGCCCUGUCACCUUAAACCCUGCCACGCUGCUACCAACUCCCCAGAAAGACACUGAGAUUCCCCAUGAUUGUCAGCAAAUACUUGCGGAGACACAUGGGACCAGGGAAGACCUUACCGACAAGCCCCUAACAGAUGCAGAUGCCACCUGGUAUACAGAUGGGAGCAGUUUUCUGCGAAAUGGUGAACGUAAGGUGGGGGUGGCGGUGAUUGAUGGGGAGAAAAUAAUUUGGGCCCAAGCCCUGCCGGCUGGAACAUCAGCCCAACGGGCUGAACUAGAAGCCCUAAUCCAAGCCCUAAAAUUAGCAGAGGGCAAAAAGGUCAACAUUUACACUGACACCCGCUAUGUGUUUGCCACGGCUCAUGUACAUGGAGAAAUUUACCGGAGAAGGGGACUCCUCACCUCAGCUGGUAAGGACAUUAAGAACAAAGAAACAAUAGUGGCCCUUCUGCAAGCCUUGUAUUUGCCUAAAAAGGUCAGCAUUAUCCAUUGCCCUGGACAUCAGCGAGACCAGGGGCCGAUUGCUCGAGGCAAUUGGAUGGCAGAUGAAACUGCCCGUCGGGCAGCAGAAGAAUUACAUUGUGCUUACAGACCCCAGAGUUCAGGACAGGUAGAGAGAAUGAAUAGAACUAUUAAAGAGACCUUAACCAAAUUAGCUUUAGAGACUGGCACUAAAGACUGGGUGCAGCUCCUACCUCUAGCUCUAUUUCAAGCUAGGAAUACUCCUGCUAUACAUGGUCUAACCCCCUACGAAAUUCUUUUUGGAGGGCCACCUCCUGUUCUCAAUGUAACUUUGUCCCCCUUGCCCUCUUCCUUUGAUAACCCCAGCUUGAAAACAAGACUCCAAGCCCUUCAGAUCAUCCAGAACCAGGUUUGGAAGCCCUUGGCUGCUGUCUACUGGCCUGGGAGUACAUGAACACCCCACUCCUACCAAACUGGAGAUCAGGUGUACGUGAGAAGACACAAGGUAAAGACUCUUGAACCACGGUGGAAAAGACCCUACACGGUUCUCCUGACUACACCUACAGCCCUCAAAGUAGACAGGAUUUCAGCCUGGAUCCACGCUUCUCAUGUCAAGAGAGCCCCAGCCCAGGAUGACAUUGGAAAAUGA
Messenger RNA from Nannospalax galili (Upper Galilee mountains blind mole rat), 3708 nucleotides. RefSeq lists its product as uncharacterized. The record is from RefSeq and is a predicted model, not a curated record. Gene Ontology annotation, biological process: virion assembly; proteolysis; DNA integration. Gene Ontology annotation, molecular function: nucleic acid binding; aspartic-type endopeptidase activity; RNA-DNA hybrid ribonuclease activity. NCBI's taxonomy places the organism in Eukaryota, Metazoa, Chordata, Mammalia, Rodentia, Spalacidae.